CUUCAGUCUGGUCCGUGAAUGAGGCAUUCUGCAUAUCCAUGGCGACCACACUGCAGACUCUCCGGAGUUUGCAUAGAAAUGAGAAAAAUAAGAAUGAAAGAGACGAGGGCAAGGACUCACACUCACAAAACCACGCACACACUCCCUUUUCUCUCCCUGCAGUGUGCCAAAAAGCACAAACAUUCCCACGUGAUGAUGGAGUUUGCUCCCUCCCUCGCUGGGCGGACAAUAGCGCGCUGCUGGCUGGCGCACCUCCACGCGCACACUUUCGCAGAGUGGAGUCUCAACUCGGUCAGGACACGGGUCAGAUUUAAGAUACGUUUCCCCCUCGGAGACGCUGUACGGAACCGACACUCUGAGGAAUACAGUCUUGCUUCUUCCCUUCUUGGACACAGUGGAGGAGUAAACUGUAAUUUGUUUCCUCCAAAUGGGAAUUACAUGUGCGCGUGAAACUUCGGCUAACUUUUCUCCUCAGUGAUUGUCAGCUCUGCUUCGCUCGUGCAACAUGCCGGAGCGAAUCAGCAUUUCGGACUUUGUAGUCCUGACGAACGAGGACUUGUCUUCGCCGGGGACUUCAAGUUUUCAGUCCAAAAUGAGCGACUGUCGGAGCACAGUUUCAACCGUGGAAGAGUCCCUGGAGAUGGACCACACAGCCCUACAGAAAAUGAAGAAGAUGAUCAAAACUAUACACACCUCUGGACUCACCCAUGUGGACAACAAGGAGCAGUAUAUUGAGGUGCUGGAGAACCUCGGGAAUAGUCACCUGAUGCAGGACAACAACGAAGUCUCCACGGGCUUCCUCAACCUGGCAGUGUUCACUAGAGAGGUCACAGCACUCUUCAAAAAUCUGGUGCAAAACCUCAACAACAUCAUGUCGUUUCCUUUGGAGAAUGUGCUGAAGUCAGAACUCCGAGACAGCAGACUGGAGCUCAAGAAACAGAUGGAGAAGAGUUGGAAGGAAUAUGACAUCAAAAUAGGGAAGCUGGAGAAGGAGAGGAAGAGCAGGCAGCUGGGGCUAAUCAGGACGGAGGGAUCAGAUGGAGGGGAGGAGAUGGAGAGAGAGAGACGGACCUUUCAGCUGCAAAUGUGUGAGUAUCUUUUGAAGAUCCAGGAGCUGAAGGUGCGUCAAGGCCCCGAUCUUCUCCAGAGCCUCAUCAAAUAUUUUCAGGCCCAGCUCAGUUUCUUUCAGGACGGGCUGAAAGCUGCAGAGAAUCUUGCCCCCUUUGUGGAGAAGCUUGCUGCUUCUGUUCAUACGGUGCGUACGGACCAGGAUGAGGAGGUUAAACAACUGACUCAACUGAGGGAUUCUUUGAGAUUACUUCUGCAAGUGGAGGGGAAAGAGGAAUACUUGAACAGGAAGAACUCAGGUAACGGGUACAGCAUCCACCAACCCCAGGGCAACAAGAAGUAUGGGACAGAGAAAUCUGGCUUCCUGCUCAAGAAGAGUGAUGGGAUCAGGAAGGUUUGGCAGAAGAGGAAGUGUGGAGUGAAAUUUGGCUGCCUUACAAUUUCUCACAGCACGAUCAAUCGACCGCCAGCUAAGCUGAACCUCCUGACCUGUCAGGUGCGACCAAACCCGGAGGACAGAAGGACCUUUGACCUGGUCACUCAUAAUCGGACGUACCAUUUCCAGGCAGAAGACGAGCAGGAAUGUAUGAUUUGGGUGUCAGUGCUGCAGAACAGUAAAGAAGAGGCCUUGAACACAGCAUUGGGAGGAGACCAACUCCACCUCCAGGACAGCGGGCUUCAAGAACUUUCCAGAGCAAUCAUCGCCGAGCUCCGACACAUGCCUGGAAACGAGGCCUGUGCUGACUGUGGAGCCCCAGAUCCAACAUGGCUGUCGACCAAUUUGGGCAUCCUGACAUGUAUAGAGUGCUCCGGCAUCCACAGAGAGCUGGGAGUCCACUACUCCAGGAUCCAGUCCCUUACUCUGGAUCUACUUAGCACAUCUGAGCUUCUGUUGGCAGUCAGUAUUGGCAACACAAGAUUCAAUGACAUCAUGGAGGCAGGCCUUCCAAAUGACUCCAUCAAACCAUUACCACAUAGUGACAUGAAUGCCAGAAAAGAGUACAUAGUGGCAAAGUACGCCGAGCGCCGGUAUGUCCUGCGCAGGGAAGAAGCAGAUCCUGGCCGGCUGUAUGACGCAGUGAGGAGUCGUGACAUCACUUCUCUUCUGCAGCUCUUUGCAGAGGGAGCAGAGCUCGCCAAACCGCUCACACUCCCUGAUGGACAGGGGAUCAAAGAGACUGCUCUUCAUCUAGCUGUGCGUCUGGAGGAAAAGAGCUCGUUGGCACUGGUGGAUUUCCUCUGCCAGAACAGCAACUGUUUGGAGAAGAGGACAGGAGAAGGAAACACGGCUCUUCACUACAGCGUCCUGCAUCACAAGCCGGAGUCUCUAAAGUUACUCCUCAAAGCAAAGGCAGCACUUCAAACAGUGAACUCAGCAGGAGAGACUGCCCUCGAUGUCGCUCGGAGGCUGCAGCACACACAAUGUGCUGAGCUGUUGGAACUGGCCCAGAAUGGGAAGUUCAACUCACAGAUCCACGUGGAGUUCAUGUGGGAGACACAGUCUCAGGAGUUUUAUGACAGUGAGGAUGACUUGGAUGAGAGGGUGAGCCCUUUACCCAAAAACCGCUCUCCCUCGGCCACAAACGGAGGUGGCGGCUCUUCCUUUUCCCGCUGGAGUGUGGUUAACGGUGCCAACAGCAGUCCGGGAAGCAGGCCGUGUCAGACGUAUGAGAAUCUAGAAUUCUUAUACAGAAAUCCUCCAACCAACAGCGCCCCAUCUGGAGCAUCAGCGCCACCACCACCACUUCCAGCUAAAUCCAUACAGAGAGGUCGCUCAGACCCCCAGAUUUCUGUGACUACACAGGAAAGCAAUGGGGUCCCACGGCGCUGUUCUAACCCCAGCUCUGCCAGCCCCCAGACACAAGCAAGACACAGCACACAUUCACCAAACACAGAAAACCAAGGCCAAGGAGGCAGAGCACCAAGGUCCCUCCAUGGACAAGGAGGUCUAGCGAAGGGGAUGAAAGAGGGCCAACCUGGUGCUAGUUUUGGCUCUCAAAGUAGUGUCACAUCAACAUCCUCUCAGAGUCACAUAGGGCCUGUUAGUUCAGAGAAGACCACAUCGUAUCGUCGGACUAGCAGUGGAGGAGGCAGUCAGGGGAAGUGUGGUGUAUUGUCCCCCAGCUGUGUGGGCAGUCAGGAGGAACUCUACUGCAGCUUAAUUGGGAACAGUUCCCCAACUCCAGCUCCAACUCCAGCACCAGCACCAGCACCGCCCUCACCCACUGUGACCUGUGUCCCACGACCCCGCAGGAAUGCUAUGGUGUCUGGCAGCAGGCCACAUCAGAAGCGUGUCAGGGCUUUAGUGGACUGCAGGGCAGUCAGUACAGAGCAGCUUGCCUUUUUCAAAGAUGAGAUCAUUGUGGUCACAGCCACUAGUGACCCCCACUGGUGGGUUGGUCACAUAGAGGGGGAUCCAACCCGGAAUGGGACCUUUCCUGUCAACUAUGUACACAAACUGUCGGACUGAAACAGAAUGAACAUUAACAUACAAACCUAAUGUAUGGUUAUAUAGCCAGGCAAGUAAACCAGCAUGGGGUGUACUGAGUCAUCACACAGUGGAUGGACAGCGUUUUUAUCCAAACUCAAGCUGAGACUAAAAUGUUUGAAAAAAUGAGAGUAUGUCUGUGCGAGGAUAUACCAACCAAAGGAUACCUGAGGAAUCAAAUGACACCGCUUUAGAGAUUUUACUCUCAAACAUUUACUCAUGAUGGAGACAUAAGGGGACAAAAAGCUUCUGCAGCCUCAAAAAACUUCUCAUACAUGACAUUAUUUGUGGGUCUAUCAUUUGUUUCCUGACAACAUCAUGUUUCUCCAGUUGUCUAAAACCAUGAACCAUUGUUAAAAGGCAUGCAUUCAUUUGUGGUUAGGGUAUAAAAGUGCUCUGAAGACACAUGAUGUUGCAGUUCUGGGAUCUGCUCCUAGAGGCAAAACUUACCUGCAGGGAAAAAAACCCUUAAAGGCACUUUACACAGAGAAGAAGACUUCUGAAGAUUUAGCAGAUAUGUAAACAUGAGCACAGCCAGCUUCUGUAUAGGGAUGUAGCUGCUUUAGUUGUGAAUGGAACCUUCCUUGUCUUUUUGAAUCACGGUGUACUGAGAGAAUGGUUUGAGCUCCAAACCUGCCCAGUGUUUGUUGCAGCCUGCCCUGGGACUCUAAAAGUGGCUUUGAGCCUGCCAGUCUGUCUCCAACAAAACUGGCAGGCGUCUGGGCAAACCCGUGGAGAGAUGUGAAACUUUAGCUCACCAUCGUGAAUCUGGGCACCGUGCACCGGCUGCAUGAAGAGUGGGGGGGGAUCUAAUUUCUUCUGGCUCCAAGCUGCUUGUCUCUGGAGAACCUGGAAUAACGGUGCGCUGUUAUAGGAAAAAGACUCUGCUAUACCAGGAAAUGGCACUUUGAAAGAGCUUGUUAGUAACAGCACCCUGCUGCUGUAAUACAUUCAGUGAACACACACACACACACACUGUUGUUGCAUGUGUGUGAAACACUUCUACAGCAUGGACUGAACAGCUCCCAGGAUUUAGGAACCUAAAGGGAAGACUUGGGAGUGUGUGUGUUUGGGGGGAUGGGGCAACUGCUCCACUUUUUAUACUAGUAACAAACGCCAAAUGUAACAUUUCAAAUCUAUGACACAAUUUGUUGUACAUACUUGUCUAAAAAUGUCCACAGAUGUACAGUAUAUAUAACCUGUUUUUAUGUGUUGUAAGCAUUGUAAAGGAUUGUAUCAUAACAUAUAGUUUAGCCUCAUUUUGGUGAUUUGAUGUCCUCAGAUUUGAUUGCAUUUAUCCUGGGAUCUGUUUGUCCAAAUGGCUGUCAGAGAGAGAAAAGGGGAUUAGAGACAUGAUCAGUGUUCUCAAAAGAUCCUCUGUUAUAAAACUGAAAUCAAACACUGACAGUGAUGAGCACACAGUAGGAAGCAGGUUGCCUUUAAUCACUCCUGACUUUGAGCAACCUGGUGAGUCGUCUGUUUGCUUGUCACUGUUUCUCCUGAUGUCAUCUCCUUAUGCUAUCGAUCAAUAGGCAAAGCUCAUUAGAGUACAGCUUCAAGAAGGAACCCAGCAGUAAGUAGAUCUACUUGUUUUAGCUAGUAUAUUUGUAACAAACCUUAAAACAUGUUAAUAAAGUGCCAUACUGCUUUUAUUGUGUAAA
Molecule: messenger RNA, 5217 nt
Organism: Notolabrus celidotus (New Zealand spotty)
Lineage: Eukaryota; Metazoa; Chordata; Actinopteri; Labriformes; Labridae
Gene: asap3
Product: ArfGAP with SH3 domain, ankyrin repeat and PH domain 3
Exons: 26
Coding region: 506-3538 (1010 amino acids)
Biological process (GO): positive regulation of GTPase activity
Cellular component (GO): cytoplasm
Molecular function (GO): GTPase activator activity; protein binding
Source: RefSeq, a predicted model, not a curated record